This is a messenger RNA of Lachancea nothofagi CBS 11611, 1107 nucleotides long. The record is from the annotation of a GenBank genome assembly. NCBI's taxonomy places the organism in Eukaryota, Fungi, Ascomycota, Saccharomycetes, Saccharomycetales, Saccharomycetaceae.
AUGAUCUUACAAUUUAUUGGUAUUCGUGGAACCUGCAGAAUCUCAAAUGUUACUCACCUGGUCCAUAAUCUGAGAGCAUUAAACAAGUACAGUCCUCUUGGCACUACAAGACAGGUUCAGAACAUUUAUCGACGUCCAACGAUUGCGCGUCACGAAGAGUUCAACAGUAAAUUGUUCAUUGCAAAGAGAGCAUUCUGCUCUAAAAGUCAAUUCACCUACAGCAAAGUCCUACCACAAAUUCCGCGUCGAGGCUUCAACAAUGGGCCCCGUCCAGCAUUUGCAUCUUACAGAAUAAGCCCAAUAUUUGGACUUUUGGCAUUUGUAGGAAUUAUAGCAAUUGUAUUCGUAGUACUGCCGUUCGUGUUCACCGUUUUCUUCCCCUUGAUCAUUGCUGGUAUAGCUGCGUAUCAAUAUAAAAAAUGGAAAAACAGUAGGCUCCUGAACGAGUUGUAUCACAGCCUACAGGCCUCCAGAACGAAGAUCGAUUAUAAAUCAAUAUGGGGUCUUCAAGCCAGAAUGUUUGAAUCUCUGCUGGAGAAAGAGAAGUUUCCUUCCGACAUGUUUCGCGGAGUCAUGGACGAGAUCAAGAUACAGAAAAUGAAUGGGGCCGAAUCGCAGAGAAAGGCCGACGAUGUGUUGAGUUAUCUGAAUUCCCGAGUCCUUGAUGCUUUUAAAGACAAUGAACUCGGGCUGCGAGACUAUUUUUUGGGCAGUGAUGUGACAAACUGGGUUGAAAACGGUUAUGAGUUGAGUAUCACUUACGAAUCACCUCAGAUUCGAGCCAAAAGUAUGAAUGGGUCGGUUGUGACAACCAUCGCUUAUCCAAUCUACCUUUUAUCUUCGAACCAAGAUUCUAAAUUGCUUGCUGAGGCUAUUAUCGCUUUUCAAGACAACCGGAUGAUAGGCCAACUUGGACCUUUUCAAUAUCUCGAAGACCUGUCCAGUGAAAAUAAGGAAUGCCCGAUGGUAAUCAGCAUUAAGCCGAACCGCACUUUUCUUGUCAAACAGUUUAUACUGCAAGACCUUGGUCGGGACUUAAAUGAGCGGCCUACCUAUUAUGUUAAAAAGACGAGCGACGGCCACCGAGAGUACAUCCACAGGGGAUAG